AUGCCCACUGCUUCGGCCAGUGCUCCUGCCAGUGCGUCAGCUACUGCGAUACCCACUGCCACUGCAGCAGCGGAGGCCACUACAGCAACACCUACGAUGCUUCCGCCACCUGAAGGGACCUUCAACACCCGGGAGCAGCUGCCUGGACUGGGUCAAUGGGCCUUCCAUGCAAGCAUCGUAUAG
This is a messenger RNA of Penicillium bovifimosum, 183 nucleotides long. RefSeq lists its product as uncharacterized. Bases 1 to 183 code for a protein of 60 amino acids. Lineage: Eukaryota; Fungi; Ascomycota; Eurotiomycetes; Eurotiales; Aspergillaceae. The record is from RefSeq and is a predicted model, not a curated record. The transcript has a single exon.